CUUUGAUCCGGAAGAAAGCUUCACAGAGCCGCAAAAUCUGCCUUGCUUCAAGCUGCAGCUUUGCGAUGUGCAACAGAGACUGUCAAGAAGUAUAGUCAUGUGACUUACGUCGCCUUAGGUUCUGCCCAGUAGGUACCUAGACCUUCAUAUCAUCGAGCUUGGACGCUGGGUCGUUACGGGUCCCUGGACGAUUCAUGGAGCUCUGAUCUGAUGACUUACAUGUUGAGGCUCGAACCCGAAUAGCCAUGAUCUGCCCUCACUUGAGUCUUCCAGCCUUCAGCAGAUCUCGGACUUGAAUAAAUCUAGCCCUCCCCCGCCAUCCCCAGAUGUUGAUCACCAACCUGCUUCCACACAUAUUCCAAAGCUAAUCCAUUACUCCUCCCGUUGCCAUUAGACUCACUAAUAAGUAUUGAUCAGGGGACGAAAGUCAUCAAGCUUUGCCAAGGUAGGGUAUAUAAAUUUACGAAGCACGCAGGUGGGCAAGGGAUUUGGAGUGCCUCGAGCCAUGCCCAUCAACCCUCGUCGCCGGACGAAGCUCGACUCGUCUCCUCGUUCCUGGGACAUUUGCCUUCUCCGACCGUGAGGGAAGCUUUCUGCGACAUGCAACAAAUGUUACAUCGAGGCAGAUCCUCUGUGGAGAUCCUCCAUUAGUCAGCCAGAGAGACCAAUCAAGAGACGCGGCUAUCCCAUCUUCCCCCCCGUGUCCCGUCCUCGGCAAAGCUUCCAUAUAUUAGACACCAACCAAGCUCGAAGGCUGCAAGCCAUCCUCCUGGCGCUGAGUCGAGUCCAAUCGAUGUUGACCCGCCCCAGCCGACUACUCGAGCUACCCAAUGUCGAUGCCUUCAAGAAAGCAUUCCGCGCGACGGUUAAAGACUCAAGCACCUGGGCUGGAUCAGUACGUCCAAUCAAGAUCAUCGCAGGUCUAGCUGAUCGCGGGGUCUGGCCUCAACUAACCUGCAUUGGUGUCGAGCUUCAAGUCUCACCACUCUUCACUAGACUACCCGACCCCAGAUCUCGACCGUCGAAGACCGAUGGAGCAAUUUCCGUCCACGGAGGGCACGAAGGGAGUGGAGACCAGAAGCUUCAAGAGUGGAGCGGAUGAAAACUUUGCCAUCACCUGCAUUGCAGUGGGGGAAGGGCGGGAUGGGGAAGAAAAUGCUCGGCGGGCGAGGCAAAAGAGCUACUUUUAGCUGCCAGAGCUAUAGAGCUCUUCUGAAUUUAUCGAACGGCCAGACCGGAAGAAUCAUUAUCUUGCCCCAGACCCCGGAUUUUGCAUAAGAUCUGGAGAAUAUCCUGGGUUGGAAUUCGUUUCUGAUCGACAGCUCAUUAGCAGUCAGGACUCACAUUGACUACUACUUCUCAACUUCUUCUGUCUAUUGUUGAGCUUGAACCUGAUCGAGAACACAAUGGGUCUUUUCACCAAAGUCGAGGAUCGGCCUACGCCGGCUUCAGUCUACAACUGGAGAGUUUACGCAGUUGCAGCAGUUGCUGGAUCUGCUGCUGUCAUGAUUGGAUAUGACAGCGCUUUCAUCGGUACAACCAUUGCCCUUCCUUCAUUUAAGGACGAAUUCGGAUUCGAGAAACUCUCGAAAUCAGCAGUCAGCUUGCUGAGCGCCAACAUCGUGUCAUGCUACCAAGCAGGCGCUUUCUUCGGUGCUCUGGGUGCAUACAUCGUGGCUUACUUCUUGGGUCGGGCAUCUGGACUUGCUCUGUUCGCCGCUAUUUUCUCUGUCGGUGCUGGUAUGAUGUUGGGAGCCAACGGUGACCGUGGUCUUGGUUUAAUCUAUGGCGGACGUGUCCUCGCUGGUAUUGGGGUUGGUGGAGUUUCGAAUCUCAGUCCUAUUUACAUCUCGGAAAUCUCGCCACCCGCUAUUAGAGGAAGACUUGUCUGCAUGUUCGAACUUGGAUGGCAGAUUGGAGGCCUAGUCGGUUUCUGGAUUAACUACGGAAUCAACAAAACUAUCCCCCACUCCACCACCUCAUGGAUCAUCCCGUUUGCCGUCCAACUUAUCCCAUCUGGGCUUCUCCUCAUUGGCGCUUUCUGGCUCCGCGAAUCUCCAAGAUGGCUCAUGACCAAGGGCAAGCGAGAGCAAGCAAUCAAGAACCUCUGCUGGAUCAGAUCCCUUUCGGAAGACGACAUUUACAUCCAAGAAGAAAUCUACGCCAUUGAUCAAAACAUCGAGGGGCAAAUGGCAGCAGGUGGUCUCGGAUUCUGGCAACCCUUCAAGCUCCUCGCCUCAAGCCGCAAGAUCCAAUGGCGUUUCUUCCUCGGAGGCUCGCUCUUCUUCUGGCAAAACACCUCUGGUAUCAACGCUAUCAACUACUACUCACCAACCAUUUUCAAGUCUAUCGGUAUCACAGGAACCAAUACAUCACUAUUCACUACUGGUCUCUUUGGUGUUGUCAAGACUGUUUUCACCCUCAUCUACCUUGUCUUCCUUAUCGAUCAAUAUGGCCGAAGACGUCUCUUGAUGAUCGGUGCGGUCGGUGGCAGUGUCUGCUUGUGGUAUGUCGGGGCUUACAUCGCCAUUGCGAAGCCUCAAGAACACCCCCACACAUCUCUCCCUCCAUCUGGUAUCUCGGCAAUAUUCUUCUUCUAUCUCUGGACAGCCUUCUACUCUCCCACAUGGAACCCCACUCCAUGGGUCUACAACUCUGAGAUGUUUGAUCAAAACGUGCGCACUCUUGCCCAGGCGUUCGCUGCGAGCAAUAACUGGUUUUGGAAUUUCCUAGUUGCAAGAUUCACUCCGCAAAUGUUCGAUUCGAUGGGCUACGGUGUUUAUUUCUUCUUUGGGGCAUUGAUGAUCUGUUCCGCCGUUUUCGUGUACUUCUUGCUACCCGAGACGAAGAACAUUCCUCUUGAGGGCAUUGAUAGACUCUUCGAUAGAAAGUUGAGAGCUACGGAGGCGCACCGCAUUGUUUGGGGUGAGUUGAAGGAUGAGGAGGAGGCACUGAGGGCAGGAUUGCAGAGUGGAGGGCUGGAGAAGAGAAUGAGUGUUGCAGAGGUCGAGGUUACGGGACAGAAAAUGUAUGUUUGAAGGGUAACAUCGAAAGAUACCUCUGAUUUUACGAGGACGAUUCAGAACGAAAUUUAUUCAGAUAGAGUGGAGCAUAGGUAAAUGAUUAUAGAUAUGAAUAAACGAAAAUUUAA
Molecule: messenger RNA, 3151 nt
Organism: Cadophora gregata
Lineage: Eukaryota; Fungi; Ascomycota; Leotiomycetes; Helotiales; Ploettnerulaceae
Exons: 4
Coding region: 1407-3038 (543 amino acids)
Biological process (GO): carbohydrate transport; transmembrane transport
Cellular component (GO): membrane
Molecular function (GO): carbohydrate:proton symporter activity
Source: RefSeq, a predicted model, not a curated record